AUGACAGGGAAACUAGCGGACAAGAUCCCUCUUACCAUGAGCAGUUUAAUAAACACGAUCCCUGACAGUCUCUACCCAGAAGAGGACAUCCCGACGUCUAUGAAUAUUUUCACCAAUACGGAGUCUAUAAACCAUUAUUCACAGAUGAACACAGAUAACAUCAUGGAUCUGGGCAUGGGGAGUGAGAAGGCGACCUCAGAGAUUCAGUAUGGAUCCAGCUUCCAGUCCAGCCGCAGCGGGCAGACCGUCACAUAUCUGGGGAAGUUUGCCUUUGACACACCUCCUUCGGGUGGGAUUGGCGGUUCAGGCUGGUGUCCUGACAACAACAUCAUCAGCCUCGUGAGUGCAGGGAUCCUGGGUGUCUCUCCAUCACCGGGCAACGUAACCACACAGACAUCGUCCUCUGGAGCCAGCAUGGGAGGACAGGCGGCAGACAUGGAGCAGGUGUAUGGUCCACCCCUGCCUCCUUACUCCACCUGCAGUGACCUCUACCAAGAUCAGGGCUCCUUUCAUCACAGCCCUGUCUCAAGCACGGCUUUAGCCUACCCUGGCAAUGACUAUCAUUCUACGCCCAAAGCCUCCAUGGAUGGCAGCCUUUUCUCAAUGAUUCCCGACUACAACCUUUUUCAUCAUCAAGGGGAGGUCGGUGUGAUGGAGCACAAGCCCUUCCAGACUAUGGAUCCCAUCAGAGUGAACCCUCCACCUAUUACACCCCUGGAGACAAUCAGAGCGUUCAAGGACAAGCAACAGAUGCACCCAUGCUUCCCGGGGGGACAGCAGCACCCACCUCAACACCAUCCCCCGCCUCAGACUCUCACCCUGAAACCCAUUCGACCACGGAAGUACCCCAACCGCCCCAGCAAAACUCCAGUCCACGAACGUCCGCACGCCUGUCCCGCAGAGAACUGUGACAGAAGAUUCUCACGUUCUGAUGAGCUCACACGUCACCUUCGCAUCCACACGGGUCACAAACCCUUCCAGUGCAGAAUAUGCAUGCGAUCCUUCAGCCGGAGCGACCAUCUGACCACGCACAUUCGCACACACACAGGUGAGAAACCCUUCUCCUGUGAGUUCUGUGGACGCAAGUUUGCCAGAAGUGAUGAGAGAAAGAGACAUGCAAAGGUUCAUCUGAAACAGAAGGACAAGAAACAGGCAGAAAAGAGCAGUGGGGUGGCGGGCAGUCACACCUCACCCCCUAAUUCCUGUGGGGGGCCAACAGUGGGAUCAUCAUGA
Messenger RNA from Oryzias latipes (Japanese medaka), 1233 nucleotides. It is a transcript of the gene egr3, whose product is annotated as early growth response 3. The record is from RefSeq and is marked provisional. NCBI's taxonomy places the organism in Eukaryota, Metazoa, Chordata, Actinopteri, Beloniformes, Adrianichthyidae. Gene Ontology annotation, biological process: regulation of transcription by RNA polymerase II. Gene Ontology annotation, molecular function: DNA-binding transcription factor activity, RNA polymerase II-specific; RNA polymerase II cis-regulatory region sequence-specific DNA binding.